This is a messenger RNA of Quercus robur (English oak), 3490 nucleotides long. Its product is annotated as TMV resistance protein N-like. The coding region runs from base 269 to 3490 and encodes 1073 amino acids. NCBI's taxonomy places the organism in Eukaryota, Viridiplantae, Streptophyta, Magnoliopsida, Fagales, Fagaceae. The record is from RefSeq and is a predicted model, not a curated record. The transcript is spliced from 6 exons. Gene Ontology annotation, biological process: signal transduction; defense response. Gene Ontology annotation, molecular function: ADP binding; protein binding.
UGGCCAACUUGAUAGACAAAACAAAAGCAAGUGGGAAAUUUCAUAGCUGGUCUUCAACAUAAAAAAAAGUUCGUAGCUGGUCACCUGGAAAUUCACUCAUUUUGACUACUUUUUCAAGACGUGGAAAGCAGGGAAACGAUUGCAUAUAUCACCAACCAAAGCCUUGCUAGAGAAACUUAGAGUCUCUUAUUGUUGCUCCCAUUCUCUAAGUCUACAACACUCUCUACUACAUAUCGCUUAACACGCUAGUAAGUUACCAAUUGCUUCCAUGGCCACUCAAGCAACUUCCUCCUCCCCUUCUUCAACUUCAUCAUCUUCUUCUUCUUCUUGCCCUCGAUGGAAAUAUGAUGUGUUCCUCAGUUUUUACGGUGUUGACACCCGCAUGAAUUUUACAGAUCAUCUCUAUACUGCUUUGAAACAAAAGAGUAUUAUCACCUUCAGGGAUGAUGAAAAACUUGAGCGAGGAAAGUAUAUUUCUCCAAAGCUCUUGAAAGCAAUAGAAGAGUCCAAGUAUACUAUCAUCAUUCUUUCAACAAAUUAUGCUUCUUCAAGGUGGUGCUUGAUUGAACUAGCAAAAAUUGUUGAAUGCAUGAAAAAGACCAGAUUGACAGUUUUGCCUGUCUUUUAUCAUGUGGAUCCCUCUGACAUUAGGAAUCGGAGAGGCACUCUUGCUGAAGCCUUUGCUAAACAUGAGAAAGAUACCAAAGUUAACACAAAGGAUGUGCAAGCAUGGAAAGCUGCUUUGAGAGAUGUGGGUCAUAUAGCUGGAUGGCAUGUGCAUGACAGGUAUGAAUCAAAAGUUAUCCAAGAAAUCAUUGGAAGGAUAUGCAUUGAGUUGUAUCAUAAAUUCUCAAGUGUUUGUGAGGACCUUGUUGGAAUGGACUCACGUGUGGAGGAAAUGUUGGGUUCAUACUUAGGUGAAGGGUUGGGUGAUGUUCACUUUGUUGGGAUAUGCGGGAUGGGUGGAAUGGGCAAAACAACUCUUGCACAAGAAAUUUAUAGAAGAAUUUCAAGUAACUUUGAAGUUAGUAAGUUUAUUGCUAAUGUAAGAGAAGAAACUAAAAAUCAAGGUUUAGUUUCUUUACAAAAACAACUUCUUUCUAAGACCCUCAUGGAAAGUGAAAUAAAUAUAUCGAAUGUUUAUGAGGGAAUCAAUGUUAUAAGGAAUACAUUAUGUAAUAAAAAGGUUUUUAUUGUUCUUGAUGAUGUGGAUGGAGAAGAACAAUUAGAAGCAUUAGCAGGGAAACAUGAUUGGUUUGGUGCGGGGAGUAGAAUUAUUCUAACAAGUAGAGAUAGUCAUUUCUUGCAAAGAAAUGAAGUGGAUGGUGUAUAUAAAAUUAAAGGGUUGAAUGAUUAUGAAGCUUUGAAGCUUUUUAGUUGGAGCGCUUUUAAGAAACCCCAUCCUAAAGAAAAUUAUGUGGAUUUGUGUAAGUACUUUGUGAACUAUGCUAAAGGCCUUUCUUUAGCUCUUAAAGUUGUAGGUUCUUUGUUGUAUGCUAAAGGAAGGAAUGAAUGGAAAAGUGCCCUAGAUAGACUAAAAGAAGAACCUAAUAGAACCAUUUUGGAUAUACUUCAAAUAAGUUUUGAUGGGCUUACAAAUUCUGAAAAAGGACUAUUUCUAGAUAUUGCAUGUUUUUUCAAAGGAGAAAAAAAGGAUUGCUUAAGUGAUAUACUGGAGAGUUUUGGUUAUUAUCCAGACUACAAUAUUGGUGUUCUUAAGGACAAAUCUCUCAUAACCAUUGAUGACUAUGGAAUUUUGUGGAUGCAUGAUUUGCUGCAAGAUAUGGGUCAAGAAAUCAUUUGUCGCGAAUCCCCUAGAGAGCCUGGUAGACGUAGUAGGUUGUGGAUUUAUAAGGAUGUCAUUCAUGUAUUGAAGAAUAAUAUUGGAACUGAGGCAGUUGAAGGCAUAAUGAUAAAAGUUCCUAUUCAAAAAAUGCAACACUUACAUGCUGAAACCUUCUCAAAGAUGAAAAAUUUGAGAUUUCUCAAAAUUGGUGAUGAGAAAUUUCCACAAGACUUCAUAAAUGGUACUAUGCAACUUCCAAAAAGUCUUAAUUAUCUUUCUGACGAGUUACGCAUUAUAGAAUGGCUCAGAUAUCCUUUUAAAUCUAUGCCAACUAGUUUUCAACCAAACAGACUUGUUGAACUUAGAAUGCGUUGCAGCUACAUCAAACAACUGUGGAAAGGAAUUAUGAAUUUAGAUGAGUUAAGACUCAUUGACCUAAGUGACUCCCAAAACUUGAUUGAGAUGCCAGACCUUAGUGGAGCCCCAAAGCUUAAGCAAUUGAUUCUUCAACGUUGUAUAAGACUAUCCAAGAUUCAUGCAUCUCUUGGAAAUCUCAAAUGUCUUAUUCGAUUGGAUCUAAAUGGUUGCAAGAGCCUUGAGAGCCUUACACCUAAGAUCAGCUUGGAGGCACUAGAAAUUCUUGAUCUUGUUGGUUGUUCAAGACUGAAGAAGUUUCCAGAAAUUGUUGGAAAUAUGCCACGUUUGUCAGAACUUUGUUUGAGCGGGAGUGCUAUAAAAGAUUUAUCAAUAUCAACAAAGUAUUUAACUGGACUUAUUAAAUUGGAUCUAAGAGACUGUAAAAACCUUUCAAGUCUUUCAAAUGCCUGUUGUUGUUCGAUGUCUCUAAAAAUUCUCACUUUAUCUGGGUGCUCAAAACUUAAUGAACUGCCAGAAGAUUUGGGGAAUAUCAAAGGUCUCAAAGUACUAUCUCUUGAUGGAUGUAAAGGCUUAUCAUCUACAUCAUCAAAUAAACUCAUCAGUUUUCUUUUAAUGAAAAAAAGAAGAGUAGACCCCAAGGGCAUGUUAGAGCGUUCUCUUUCUAAUUUAUGGUCUUUGACCAAAUUGAAUCUAAGUUAUUGCAAUCUUCAGGCAAUCCCUGAUGGUCUUGGUUGUUUGUCCUCUUUAAUAGAAUUAGAUCUUAGGGGAAAUAAUUUUGUUUGCUUUCCUGAGAGUACCGCUCGACUAUCUAAUAUGAAGGUUCUUUUUCUGAAUGGUUGCACACAUCUUCGAUCUUUGCCAAAGCUUCCAUUUGAUGUUAGGCUUAUUUAUGUAGACGGUUGUACCUCACUGGAAAUAUUACCAUUAAGACCUGAAGAUGGUCCUCAUCCGUUCCUCUUUCUUCUCAAUUGUGGUAAAUUUUUUAACAAUGAAGACAACGGUGAUGUGUUAUUAAAAUCACUAAGACAUCACACUCAAUUUAAGGGAGAUGAAGACAUUUAUCGUAUUAUAAUUCCUAGAAGAGAAAUUCCAAAAUGGUUUAGGCAUCAAAGUGUGGGGACUUCAGUGAAUUUGCAAGUGCCUUCAAAUAAAUUAUGGUCUUUGACCAAAUUGAAUCUAAGUUAUUGCAAUCUUCAGGCAAUCCCUGAUGGUCUUGGUUGUUUGGCCUCUUUAACAGAAUUAGAUCUUAGGGGAAAUAAUUUUGUUUGCCUUCCUGAGAGCUUAUUUAUGCAGAUGGUUGUACCACACUGGAAAUAUUACCAUUAA